Vavraia culicis subsp. floridensis is the source of this 1350-nucleotide messenger RNA. RefSeq lists its product as uncharacterized. Bases 1 to 1350 code for a protein of 449 amino acids. The record is from RefSeq and is a predicted model, not a curated record. Gene Ontology annotation, biological process: small GTPase-mediated signal transduction. The transcript has a single exon. Gene Ontology annotation, molecular function: GTPase activator activity. NCBI's taxonomy places the organism in Eukaryota, Fungi, Microsporidia, Pleistophoridae. Gene Ontology annotation, cellular component: cytoplasm.
AUGCUGAGUACAAUCGGAAGAAAUUGCUUGUUGAAUGAUCCAGGGAGCAGAUAUGAACGAAAAAGUGUUAAGGAAUUAGUGCAGUUUUUUAACGAAAAGGAUAACUCUGACAAAGGAAAAUGCGCGAUUCUCAGUGUAUGUAAGAAGGAGAAGCUGAGAGGCAGUCUGAAUUGUACGGAAAUCAAACGAGAAGAGCCGUUAGGUGUUCAUCACGAAGGGAUACGCGAAAAAAUGGCUCAAUCUGGCGAUAAACACGUAAAGAGUAAACAAACAUACAUCGACAGAAAAGUGAAAGAUAACAAGCGAACUACAUGUUCUGAAAACGUAGAUAAAAUACGGAAACAGAAAACAGCGGUAAUUUAUGACGAAACGAUCGCAGCUCUGAGAAGCAGCAAGCUAUCAAUGCUAUAUGAGAAGCGGCUAGACGAAAUGUUGAUUUUUAACGAAUUGAAGAUAACAAAUGUGCAGCAGGUCAAGCUAAGCAGAAAGAAGAAAAUACAAGUUUCUAACAGGAAAAUAAUGCGUUAUAACACGUGUUCUAUGCUGCAAGCGGACAGAGUAACAGACGGCAUAUGCACAGGAAAAGAAAAAAAGGCGAUACAAAGGCACCUAGACAGGCUUAAAAAUGAUUGUAUAGAAUACGAAAAACUGGAUAAAUUCGAAAAAUGGCAACUUGCCGUUUAUUGUAUGGCUAAACUAAGAAAAAUGGCCAUCAAUGAAAAUGUUUUCUUAAAGUCGUUCAAUUUUAUUCUGCGAUUGUUUAAAUUAUACGAUGUUGCACAACCAAAAUUGGACGGAGUUAAUCCUGUAAUAUUCAACUUGAUCAACCAUCUAAAGAUACACGGUCAAAAAGAAGUCGGUAUUUUUAGGCUUUCGGGAAGGCUCCAAAAUGUGCAGGUUGUGAUAAACAAAAUUAAAGAACAGCAGAAGAUAAAUCCGUCAACAUAUGCUGCCCGUGAUAUUGUGUCACUUCUCAAAAUAUACAUAAGGAAUGACCUUGACGGCGUGUGCACGAAGGAUAUCACAAAAGUUCUGCUGAGCAUUUUUCACCGAAACGGGCAGGUAAUCAACAGCUCACUCAAAUAUCUACCGUUCAUAUUUUAUGGUGAUAGGAGAAAACUGUUGGUAUCAAUUUUUGAGCUGUUUGAUGAAAUAUCUGAUUGUGAAUUUCAUAAUAAGAUGAAUCGCCAAAAACUAAUUCAUUGCACGGCACCCACCUUCUUUUCAACGGUAGAGGUCUUGAACUUAAGCAUCGUCUCUACACAAAUAAAAAUCGUGGAGACCCUUGGCAGAUUGGACUUUAAGUACGUACCUAAAGAUCUUUACAAAAAAGCGAUGAGGUACGGUUAG